Messenger RNA from Prorocentrum cordatum, 624 nucleotides. Lineage: Eukaryota; Dinophyceae; Prorocentrales; Prorocentraceae. The record is from the annotation of a GenBank genome assembly.
AUGCCUCGCAAGGCUAGUGGCUACAGCAGGGAGGUUGCCUGUGCGCCGAUCGAUUUUUCUCGCUCUGCCAAGCUUUACCCAGUGCUCUCUAUCGGCAGCAAGCAGGGCAGCAAUGAGACCUCCGCGGUCGCAUGCGUGGCGCCGCCGCUGCCAGACCGCGCGCCAGGCCCGCUAGUGUUGCUGGCCAUUUUGCGAGGCGCGACAGCGCCAUCGCUGGCGAUGUUGGCGGACCUCUCCUGCCCCCACCUGUUGCUGGACCGCUGCCAGACUGGUCUCAGAAUGCAAGGCCUGAUGUCUCGGAUGCCUGGGCUUUUUUUUCCCGGCGUGCCCGCGCCAGAGCCAGCGAUCGUUUCAGCUGAGUCCGAGUCGAUUCCUGAUUCUAAUAAGGUUGAGCCCUGGGGCGCCACGAAGGAUCUGCUCGAAAGCUACUCGCGCGCCCAUGUCAUUUCGUGCCUGGGGCACCGUUUGAGAGGCGCUGACGCGGAGGCUGCCAGCUCUCGGUGCUUCGAGAGAGGCUGGAAACCGUAUUGGACAGAUGCUGCGACCACGGUAGCUGGCGAUGCCUCAGCUGGAGUUGCAACGUCUGUAAAAUCACGGCCAGGCUUGCAGAGCAUGGAAGGGGGG